Messenger RNA from Drosophila kikkawai, 2109 nucleotides. It is a transcript of the gene NimC2, whose product is annotated as Nimrod C2. NCBI's taxonomy places the organism in Eukaryota, Metazoa, Arthropoda, Insecta, Diptera, Drosophilidae. The record is from RefSeq and is a predicted model, not a curated record.
AUGUGGUCUCUCCUAGUGGUAUUCUUAGUGUGUGCAGGACUGCAGGUCCAGGCCUGUGUCGAACGAGUCCCAAUGGUGAAAAUGCGCGGUACGCUGGUGACAAUGCGAAAGAAUCAGAAUAUGGCCAACUGCACUGGGAAUUGCGGGUCCUUGGUGGGCAGAACUCGAACCGAAACUUAUAUGUCGUCCGAAGAAGUUUGCUGCGAUGGCUACAAGCGAAAUGAAGCCGAUGAAUGCGCGCCCCAGUGCAAGGAUUGCGGUGAUGGAAUCUGCCUGGCGCCCAAUGAGUGCCUGUGCCGCAAGGGCUACUCUAAUCGACGGAAUCGAAGCCACUGCGAGCCGGAGUGCAGCGAGUCCUGCGUGAACGGCAGCUGCGUGGCCCCGGACGAGUGCCAGUGUGUCUCCGGCUACAAGUUUGUCAACGGUUCCAGGACAGUAUGCGAGCCGGUCUGCUCGGAGAACUGCGCCCACGGCCACUGCGCGGAGGGUGGAAAGUGCGUGUGCAACGUCGGCUACCAGCGGGACGAAAAGCUGAAGAAGUGCGUGCCGGUCUGCCAGGACGCCUGCUUCCGCGGCGACUGUGUGGCGCCGAACGAGUGCAAGUGCCGCGCCGGCCAUGCGCCACGGCUGGGCCAGCCCUGGAGAUGCGAUCCGAUCUGCUCCAGCGGCUGCGCCAACGGCGCCUGCCUGGAGCCCGAGGAAUGCUACUGCAAGAUCGGCUACAACCACACGGACGGUAAACUUACCUCAGGCUGCCAGCCGGUGUGUGAGCCGGCUUGCGUGAAUGGCACCUGCAUCUCACCCGGGCAAUGUGCCUGCUCCGAGGGUUAUGUCUACGCCGACGGCUCCCGCAAUGUGUGCGUGCCCACCUGCAAGUCCGGCUGUGAGAACGGCUUCUGCAGCUCUCCCGGUCAGUGCGAGUGCCACGGGGGCUUUGUAAAGACCUCGCCGCAUCGGUGCACGCCCACCUGUCAGCCGGAAUGCAGGCCCAACUCCCAAUGCAUCGAUCCCAACACCUGCAGCUGCGAUCCGGGCUAUGACUUUGUCAACUCAAGCUCUCUUGAGUGCGAGCCCCAAUGCCAGAGGGGCUGCCGAAACGGGAUCUGCAGCAGUCCUCAGACGUGCACCUGCCUGGAGGGUUACACGCCGCUGCUCUAUUUCUACUGCAUUCCAAUCUGCUCAAAGCCCUGCCUGCACGGCAGCUGUGUGUCGCCCAACGAGUGCCGGUGCUUCUCCGGCUAUCGACCCAGUGCCACCCUGGGAUCGAGUGUCUGCGAGCCGAUCUGUAGCCAGGACUGUGGACACGGCCGCUGCAUUGCCCCGGAGGUCUGCCAGUGCGACGAGGGCUACGCGAAGCGCUGGCCGCGCGGUUCCUGCGAGCCGCAUUGUCCGCAAAAGUGCGUGAACAGCCACUGCGUAGGAGCGGGUCAGUGCCGCUGCUAUGAAGGUUACAAGCUUCGAACGGGCUCUAGUUCCAUCUGCGACCCGGUGUGUUCGCCCAGCUGCAUCAACGGCACCUGCGUGGAGCCCAACACCUGCGCCUGCCUGACGGGCUUCGAGGACACUAAGGUGUCGUACCAGUGUGUUCCCACCUGCCGGCCCAGGUGCGAGAACGGAGUAUGCUCAGCUCCCGGGCACUGUGACUGCAAUCCCGGCCACGUAGUGCUCAAUGCCAGCGAGCCGAACUUCUGCAGCCCGCAGUGCUCGACGCAGUGCGUGAAUGCCGAGUGCCUGGCGCCCGAAAAGUGCGUCUGCCUGCCCGGCUACCAGAUGAUGCCCGGCAGCAGCAGCGAAUGCGAGCCGGUCUGCUCCAAGGGCUGUCGCUUUGGCUGGGAGUGCACAGCCCCGGACACGUGCGAGGGAAUUAUUUCCGGUGUCAGCUCAUCCCAGCCUGGACACCUGGCCUUCCACUGGACCAUGUUCGUGCUGGCCAUCCUCCUCUGCCUGGCCCUGGUAAUGACGCCCCUGCUGGUCAUCCGAGAGCUGCAGCGUCGGCGGCGCGAAGGCGACAAGCAGAGGACCCACCUUAUCGAGAACCCCUCCUACGGAGUUGUGCUGGCCAACAGCGAGGAGGCGGCCAGCGAGCAGGCCAUAGGUCUGGGGGACUAA